Messenger RNA from Marchantia polymorpha subsp. ruderalis, 4492 nucleotides. The record is from the annotation of a GenBank genome assembly. Lineage: Eukaryota; Viridiplantae; Streptophyta; Marchantiopsida; Marchantiales; Marchantiaceae.
AACUGUCUCCAGCUCAAUUGCUUCAUGCUUUCGUUGAUGACUCCAGGCACACAUUUUAUUUCAGGAAAAUUUAGAAUUCCAGAUUUCUUUGACGGCAACGAGAGCCGGCCAUGGAUUGUAGAACUCUCAGCUUGAUUCUAACUUUAUGAAGGAGAAGCAGUAAAUAUCGGUGCGAUGGUAACAACUGAUGUAAAUCUCGGAUCGAAGGCUACUUGACGACGACGAGGAAGCAGAUAGUGAGAAAAUGGAGGGGCGUGAAAAAAUUCUAAUUGUGCUGGUGGUCAAUCCUGUGAACCCGGAACUGACCUCAGGUCAAAGACGAGUUAGUAACGAUUUCGCGUUCGAGGAAAUUAGUGGUCCCGCACUUGCAUUUGCAAGUAGGGAGCAAAAAGGUCGAGAUUCGCCAUGACUAGAAAGAUAGCUCGUUAAUCUUGAUCACGCAUUGUGUGCACUUGUCCACGUGAAGGACAGAUCCUGCUAGCAUCUGAGAAGCUCCAGUUGGAGAGGAAAUAUGUUACUCAGCGACCGGACAGAGGACAGCCUUUGAGGUCCUCAAAUUGUAAGUACUGUAGAAUUUGAGCGACACUUGCAGAUGGUGCAGGACUGUCAGGUACCACCAGUCCUCGGGUCUCAUUCUCAUACCUGCCUUCUGCCUCUCUUGACGGCGGAUUGGAGUCGUCAGUCUCUUUUCCUGCACUAUAUAUCAGUGUCACCGUGUUCUGUUGGUGACCAGGAUUCCCCGAUGCAGUAUCUCAAGGAUAGGCACGGAUGGAGGAAAAGGUAUGGGCUUGAAUCCCGGUGGGCCCAAUGGGAGCGGAGGAGAAGGGAAUUCCGCAGUAUUUCCUUAGAGAGCAAUUAGAGCGGCAGUUCGAUCGAUUCACUCCCUUCUCCCGAACUAUCGUAGAAAGACGAGCGUAGAAGUCAUGACAAAAUCUAUCCUCAGUCCCAGAAUUCCGGUAAGAAGUCGCAAGCGAUCGGACGAAAUCUGAUUCUUUGUAAUGCUCACCGGGAUUGUCGUUAGGAAAUCGCUUGAUGCUGACGGCAGUUUGGAGAAGCCGCAUUAAUUGCGAGUUCAAAUUCUAAUCUCUCCGUUUGAGGCUGUAAUAUGGUUUCCACAUAUCAAGAUAUAUAGUCGAUCGUGGUCAGUGGGGCCACAAGGACGCGCAAGGCUGAUGGUGCUUGCUCGUACAUACGUAAGCGUAUCAUAAGACUCUCCGAUGAAUGAUGAGGUUUCGAAAGCCGCUGAAUCGUCCGCACCAGUCUGAGAGCUUCCUUCGAUUUUUCUCAAGAUAUCCUUGAGGUUCGAAUUUCUGGCGAAGACAAACAUUACACAGAAGGGAGACAGGCUUGUCGACUUUUAUCGGGCGAUCUGUGGUGUCCUUGCUUUGGAAGCCUUAGGCAAGCUUUCGCAGAGAUGAUAACCAAACAUGCUCACUCUACAUCCUUGUGAUAUAAACCGUUGUUUAGUUUUCGUUGAUCCAUUCUCGGAGAGGAUUUCAGCACUCAAAAAUCAUAGCACUCUCUCCCUGGACAACCCUCGAGCUCUUGAUCUUCCUAGACGGGAUUGCCAUUUCUAGGUCUGAUUCAGACUCGUCUGACUUACCUGCAUGUAGCUUCUCACAGUUCAUCUCAAGCUGUUGCUUACAGAAUGGUCUAAGUUGGUGCUCUCAUGAUAGAAGACCCGCUCGCUCGCUCGCAUCUGGGACUCAUGGUAAACCAGAAUUUAGCCUUAGAAGGAGUCCAUCCUUAUUUUAGUAAUGUUAGGAAUCUUCUGAAGUGAAGUGCAGUACUCUCAAACUUGCUUACAAGAGAAAUGCAGGGGCCGCCUCUUUCAAUCUUUAACAUCUGACCAGUUUCCAUUUCAAACAUGUCCAAGCCUUCUCAAUAGUCCUUCAGAUCUUCUAAUCGAAACUUCAGGUCCUCUAUCUUCAUUCUAGCAUUCUAGCUUCUCGGCAUCAGUAUUGAGCAAUCGACGAUCCCUACGCGCUUAUGCAUAGCAAAGAGGAGAUUCGGAGCUCUCUACGAGCAUGCAGCAGGUACAAGCAUCGUCAACAACCCGAGCACGUUCAGAGGCAGUCGAAGCGGAACAGUAUAGAAACGCCUUCAAUAUUCACAGAGGUAGACGUCGAAACCAGUCCUUGAUGUACAAAGUACAACACUUGAGAUUCUUGAGCAGUACAGAUUUUGAUGGAAAGAAUCGAAGCCGGAGUAGAGAUGUCUUCCUUCAAUUUCCACGGUGGAGAUUUCUGUCAGUCUGAGAUGGGUGCAUAUGCUGAUCAAGAAGAUCAGGACAUACGAGCGGAGAUGCAGGCGAUCACUGAUCCAGGUCUGAACAAUGUACUACUUGGUCUAUCGGAUGCGCUGGACACAAUACCACGAUCUCGCUACGUCGGGCUUACAUUAGGAGAUCUUCCAUUGACGAACAUGAAUGGAUCCGGAUCGGAGAAUUUCAAUGCCAACCGUGCAAUGUCGGAUCAGCAGAACAUGGCCAACCAUGAUCAUCCUCCAGACGGGCUUUCGUUCCCAGUGGACGCUUCGCACCGACAGGGCGAGAAUGAUAACCAUCUCGCUAUGCAGGAGAUUAGAAUGAUCCAUCAGUCGGAACUGGAGAAUGAACAGCAGCAGGAGCGGGAACAGCAGCAUCAUCAACAUCAUCAACAUCAUCAACUCAUGACCGAAAAUGGUCCUACAGACGCCUUUCAUGAACAGUCCUCUGAAACAAAAAAUUGUCCAGGCUACAGUUAUGACCAGAAGAGUGGAGGGCAUGGAUUUAUGACGGCCUGGGAAGAGAGUGUGAAAUACAUGGAAGAUUUGCGGCAGCUGCAGGAAUUACAAGCUCAGCAACAGCCUCGUGCUCAGCCAAUUGCAAAUAGAGUACAGCCCAACAACGACAUUUUCAGCUUGGAGAACUUGGGAGGACUCUCUGCUGGAAUUCAAGCUUUCAACAGCUUCUCUGAGCUCGAAAAAAUCAGUGAAGGGCAUGAUCUAAAAGACAAGUUGCCUGCGGAAGUCUUCAAUCUUCUUCAGCAGCCUUCGCAUUCAAUAAGUCCUUCAUGUUCUACUGGGCUAGCAUUUGCCUCGAGUUCUGGAUCAGUGUAUCCAUCGGUCUCAAAUUUCAAAAGACCCACUGGGCCAGUGAACUCUUGUCAUGUGCAUGUUCCGAUGCCAAAUCCACAUGGUUAUCAGCUAAUGGACAGGGGGACAAAUUCGAGUCUCUUCGGUGGUAAUGGUAUACAAGCUCCUGCAGUGGCAUAUCCAGGGCCUUUUACAAAGCUCUUAAAUUACAACAAUGUUCCAGGAGGUAGCUCAAGAAAUUAUUCCAAGAUCUUCAAUUACAACUCUCCUGCAGCUAGUGGCCCUGGGUUUUUUCCUACAGAUCUUCCCCCAACCAAAUCUGGUUCCAAUGUCGAUCUGCUGCAGCUGGAGUAUGGUCAUAACGAGGAGCUUCAAGAUGUUUUUGGUGCUGCUCAAAUGACAGCACCAUCUCACUUCUUGCCUGAGAUACCAAGACGUACUAAAAGCGCUUCUGGAAGGCUAACUAACGAAGCUGAGCAAAAACCACUGCACCAUUUUGCCACAGAGAGACAAAGACGGGAACAUUUGAACGAGAAGUAUCAGACCCUGCGAUCUUUGGUUCCAAACCCUACUAAGGCUGAUCGAGCUUCCAUUGUCUCAGAUGCUAUCAAUAGAAUACAUGAUCUGAAAAAAGAAGAAGAAGGUUUGAUGGAUGAAAAGAAAAACAGACAACUUCGGAGACAAUUGAGGCUUGAGAUGAGAGCCAAUGGAAAACGUCAGAGAGCUGAGGAAUCCGAAACAGCUGUCAAAGAAGACGGAGAAAGCUUGUGUCUGAAAGCACUGUGGAGCAAAAAGGUUUCCAAACAUGGGACGGAGAUCGAAGUUCGCAUAGUUUGUGAUGAGGUGGAUAUCCACAUCAGGCAGAAACAUAUGCCCCGAUUUCUUAUCCGAGUAAUAACAGCCGUAGAAAGAGGGCUGAAGCUUGAAAUCCUUGAUGGAACUGGCGGUGUUAUCCACAAUUGUGAUGUUUACAGAUUCAAACUGAAGAUUCAAGGAGAUUCGUGCGCUUUCAUGGGAGUAAUCAUGGCGAAACUUCUAGAGAUAUUGGAUACGGUUUUCUGAAGAACGAUUCUACUCUCACUCCUAUUUGCAAAAGCAUAUAACUCAAGGAGCUUCCAGGAAUUUGAAACCUCAGGAUCAUGCACUUUAAAAGCCUGAAUUGGUUUCUGUGAUCUAUUCUGAUGAUUUAUAUUCUAUAAAUAAAUAUUUGGUACUAGUACUGGUUCACAAGAUGCAGGAUCCUGGAAGCAUUUUUUGUACAGAUGGUCAUAUUGGCAUUUGGAUCUUAGUAUAAAGAUUCUUGCUCAAAUGGUCUGCGGACUGGAUGACAGCAGUACCAGGAAAGAUAAAUUAUGCUCGACAUGUAAACGUCAGUCUAUCUGCGUUUUUAAAAAUUCUAAAGUUUGACAAUAAAUCC